This is a messenger RNA of Sphaerulina musiva SO2202, 2625 nucleotides long. RefSeq lists its product as uncharacterized. Gene Ontology annotation, biological process: microautophagy; vacuolar transport; polyphosphate metabolic process. The coding region runs from base 11 to 2401 and encodes 796 amino acids. Lineage: Eukaryota; Fungi; Ascomycota; Dothideomycetes; Mycosphaerellales; Mycosphaerellaceae. The record is from RefSeq and is a predicted model, not a curated record. The transcript has 3 exons. Gene Ontology annotation, cellular component: fungal-type vacuole membrane; vacuolar transporter chaperone complex.
CACCACCAUAAUGAAGUAUGGCGAGACUCUCCGGCAGCGCUCCAUUCCUGCCUGGGCUCACCACAACAUCGACUACGACGACAUCAAGCACUUUAUCAAAGAGAACACCACUCCGGGCAAGGGAAAGAGCGUGUCUGUACCCGGACGCGGCGAGGACAAGCUGUUUGAGUUCGAGAACGCGCUCUUUCACAUCCUCCAGGACCAGCACGAGCGCAUCAAUCUCUUUGUGAAGAGCAAAGCUGGCGAGAUACAGAGACGACUAGAACAUUCCAAGAAGCAACUUCGAGCCCUAGCAGGGCGACGAACUCUCGCAGCCGAUCAGCGAGUGCCUGUCGGUCGGCUCGAGCGCUAUGGACGUCUGGAGAAUGAUGUCGUGAAAGCUGGAGACGAGAUCAAGUCCCUCGCCAGAUUCAUCGCUACUCAGAGAACGGCAUUUCGUAAGUUGCUCAAGAAGUACAAGAAAUGGACUGGCUCUGCAGAGGUGGAGGAUCGAUUUCGGGAAGAGGUCUUGGACGACCCCAAGAGCUUUACCCAGCUUGACCUGGGCUACUUACUGGACGAAUAUUCGACAACGCGCCAAACGAUACGAACGCUAUACGACAGCCAAGUGCACCAGGCUGCCGGAGGGAAGAAACCCGAGCCCAAGGCGCAGGAUGGGGGUCCGUCGUCGAUCAAGCAGUUGGAGGAGGCUAUAGAGAGUGGAUCGAAGGUCUUCUUUGAUACUAACCUAGCGACAAUACCACUUGGGCAGGAUGGGACGUUCGCGAGCUAUUUCGUGCACCCAGAGAACAUCAUAGAGCUACAGAUGCUCCUUCUACAGCACUGCAAAUUCUACCUGUCCAGAAGCCGGCAGAACUCUGUCAGGACACCCAUCUCAUCCCAGCCGCAGACACCGACGUUUCCCGGCGCCAUACCCGAUGUCGCUGACUAUCACAUGCUUGUUGCCGAUAACCUCGAGCGGUUCACGAAAGAGCAAAGUAGCCUUACCGUCAACGAGCGCGAACACAAGGCUGGGAGCCUUCCGCAGGGAGCGCGAGCUGCUGUACGCUGGACGAUCGAUGGAGACGCACUCGCAUGCCUUCGAUCUGAGUCAGGGCGGACGAAGAGCGCAUACCUCAAAAAGAAGCACAUUGACGACUUCUUCAACGUAAAGGCCGAGUUUUCGACAGAAAGAGAUGAGGCAGACGCUACAGAAAGGGUGGAAGAGCUGCGGGAUGAGUUGCUGAAGGACAAUACCAAGCCGCUUUUCCACUACUCAUGUAGUCGCUCGCGCUUAAUUGGCUUGGACGAAAAUGCGGAGGGGUUGGUGGUAGCUACGUUGGACAGCGGCAUCCUUGUCGAAAAUGCCGCCGAAACGGAACAAGAAAGAAACAAGUCAGCAUUUCCUUUCGCUCUGUUGCGGGUCAGACAAGAAGGCAAGCCAAAGUCGGGGCUGUUGGCCGCAUUGGACAGAAGCCACCUAGUCGAGCGCGUACGAGGCUUUUCGCUGGAAUACCACUCGGUCUGGCAGAUUUAUCGGCCUGAAUGUAUGCCUUCCCCUCCGUGGCUGCCGAUACUCUCACAAGAUAUCCGUAAACUGCCACCUGCUGCAUAUCGAAAAAGGCCAAGCAGAAGCAGCGACUUGAAUGCAUCAGGAUUGCAGUCGGCCGACACAAACUCAUCGGGCACUCUGGACAGUGCUACGGCAGUGGAUACCUCGAAUGAAAUUGCUAGCCAAUUCGAGUCUCCGCCCUUGAAGUCAUUCGGCAAAAAGAAGCGUAGAAAGUACCCCGAGGUGAAGACACCGACCCAAAAGUAUUGGAGCGAGUACGAUGACCCCGAGGACGGCGAUGACGCAAACGCGUACUACAUAUACGUCGACCCGAACGAAACCAAUCCUUUUGACCGCUUCUUCGAGAAAGUUGCGACCGUCUUCACAGGAAGGAAGAAGCCAGAAGAGGAAGCUCUUCUGUAUGCACCUGGUACCCUUACGGCAGAUGAGGAAGAGUCCUCGGACGAAGAGGCUGAUGUUACCACUACCAGGAUCCGCUUCCCCAAACCUGCAGUCUCCUUUGGCACAUUCGAGCAGCCUGGAAUGACCAAUUUUCGGCGCGAACGGCCAUCCACAUUCUUGCCGCAGUUUAGCGCAAUAUGUUUCGCAGCGUCUCUCGCCAUGCUGCUCAUGGCAUACAUCCUUCGCACUACCGGGAGACACAAGUACAUCCGGGAGGUGCACUUUGGUGUACUAUUUUCUAUGUUUUGCAGUCUAGUUUUUGUGAUCUUGGGUUUCACGAAUGUCGUGAGAAGGGGAAGCAAUGAUCCGGCCCGAGCACUGUCGUUCGGCGCAUGGACCGUCAGCAUUCUCGUCCUGGUUGCUGACGUGCUUGGGUCCGGAGGGUUGAUGGCUUCAAUGCUUGGUUAAUCCUGCGUUACUGGCGAUUGUUGCUUUAUUUGAGCGAUUUCCUUUUUCAUUGAUGCGAUUGAGCGGCAUGCAGCGUGCGGCGGCCGUAGAUAUUUUGUGUCAGACUGCGUCAAUGCGCCUUCGAUGGGCGAGCAUUUCCUGCAAUGGUACGGCGCUCUCCUACAUUAAUCCAUUUAUGUGUCUGUAGCCUUGAGAAAUGAGGCCACUACGGUCAUGAAGCUCCG